AUGCCUGCUGAUCCACCUUCUUGGCCCGCUGCUUUACCAGCGGUCUUGAGGACCAUAGAUGAGGCGCAGUCCGUUGUCGACAAUUAUUACCAACUGGCUAUCUUUUGGAAAGCCAGCGUUGUUAACAACGAUGGUCAUGUAUCAUCUAUUGUUGGAGAGACUUUCAUCGACGAACCUCUCACAGCCGCUAAGAUUAGAUUUCCAAGAACGGAUAUGUGGUCCUCUAAAGAAGGCUAUUCUCUAUAUGAUGACCAAUUUCAAAGUACAAUUUCUGAUGCCCCCUCUCUCAACAUCAUUUGCCGCCCAAUAAGGCCCAUACGACACAAUUUUGAGUUAAACAGGUUGUGCCAGAUUCCGCUUGAAGUACUAGUAACGAAUGUUGAUGAUGAAAAACGCGUUGCUGAUCUCACGUUGAAAUACAGACCUAAGGUUUCGGAAGCUGUAACAUCGCUGACUCAGUUGCCUCCUGAAAAUCGGCAGCAGUGGUGGAUUGACAAAGAAGUUGUUAGAUCGGUUCUGAAACAUGGCGAAAGUCACGUCUUCCGUUUUGUUGUCAGCGUUUGCCAACCGUCUGUGUAUGAUGUCGCUGGUUCGCAAUUGGUCUUGGAAGCUAACUUCGAUAACAGUGAGGUGAAGACCUUCAAGGUUCCAAACGCUCUUGCUAUAGUUAGUUCUUCUGAUGGAGGUCAUAAUAAAUAUUUACAAGUUCAUUUUCAAUCUCUGCUAUUGCGGUGCAUUGCCAACUCUUAUCUAACUUUUUCGUAUAAUUCUCGUAUAUAUUUGCGAACCGCUAUUGAUCUACUCGCUUCAACUCCUAUAGGAAUGGCGUCGCAAACUCAAGGAAUUCAACAGCUGUUAGCUGCUGAGAAGAGAGCUGCCGAAAAGAUCAACGAUGCUAGGAAGAGAAAAUUCCAGCGCAUGAAGCAAGCCAAGCAAGAAGCUCAAGCUGAAGUAGAGAAAUACCGUCAGGAGCGCGAGCUUGAAUUCAAAAAGUACGAGCAGACUUACCUUGGAACUAAAGAGGACACUGAAAGCAAAAUCCGUCGUGAUACUGAGAAUGAGAUCGAAGCUAUGAAGAGAAAUGUAGCUGCAAAUAAGCAGCAGGUUAUUGUUCGUCUGCUACAGCUGGUCUGUGAUAUUAAACCAGAAUUGCAUCAUAAUCUUAUUCUUCAGAAGAAGCUUCAUGGCCAAUUCUCUUAA
Messenger RNA from Cooperia oncophora, 1200 nucleotides. The record is from the annotation of a GenBank genome assembly. Lineage: Eukaryota; Metazoa; Nematoda; Chromadorea; Rhabditida; Trichostrongylidae.